AUGUGGGUACAAUCUAGGGUGUCCAACUCUGUUGUCCUCAUCUGCUUUGGGAUUCAGGUGAUUCUCUGUGGUAUCUGGCUGAAAACCACUCUCCACUUCCUAGACACAGACACAUACUCUGACGCUGGUCACAUCACUAUUCAUUGGAAUGAGGGCUCUGAUAUUGCCUUCUACUGUGUCCUGGGCUACACGGGCUUCCUAGCCCUGGGCAGCUUUACUGUGGCUUUCCUGGCCAGGAGCCUGCCUAACACCUUCAAUGAAGCCAAGUUCAUCACAUUCAGCAUGUUGGUGUUCUGCAGUGUGUGGAUCUCCUUCCUCUCCACAUUUCAGAGCACCAACGGUAAGGCCAUGGUGGUUCUGGAGAUCUUCUCCAUGCUUGCCUCCAGUGCUGGGUUACUGGGCUGCAUCUUUAUUCCCAAGUGUUAUGUGAUCCUGCUGAGGUCAGACAGAAAUGCCCAGGAUUGGAUAAAGAAGAAAGUAGAUUCCAAGGACAAAGUAUUGUGGUCCAUUGCCUAA
Messenger RNA from Phascolarctos cinereus (koala), 516 nucleotides. Lineage: Eukaryota; Metazoa; Chordata; Mammalia; Diprotodontia; Phascolarctidae. The record is from RefSeq and is a predicted model, not a curated record.